Molecule: messenger RNA, 765 nt
Organism: Cladophialophora psammophila CBS 110553
Lineage: Eukaryota; Fungi; Ascomycota; Eurotiomycetes; Chaetothyriales; Herpotrichiellaceae
Exons: 3
Coding region: 1-765 (254 amino acids)
Source: RefSeq, a predicted model, not a curated record
AUGGCAGCGAAGGUGAUUUUUCUGAUGGCGGAUUACGGCCAUGACCCCACGGAAACUGCUAUUCCGUGGAAGGUCUUUAAGGAUGCUGCAUUUGACGUUUCUUUCGCGACCGAAGAUGGCAACGCACCAAAAUGCGACGACAAAAUGCUCUCGGGCUGGACCGGAGCACUGCUUGGGGCGAACAAGGCCGCAAAAAGAGCGUAUCAAGAUUUGUCCAGCACUUGUAGAGCAUUCCAAAAGCCCCUGGCCUGGAAGGAUGCGGCAUUCAGCCUUGAGGAUUACGACCUUGUCUUCCUCCCCGGCGGCCACGAGAAGAGCGUGCGGCAGAUCAUGGAUUCCGCACGCGUCCAUGAGAUGCUGGCAAGUUAUUUCCCCAAGACCAGAAAGCCAUCUCGGAAGUCUCUGGCCGCGAUCUGUCACGGCGUCCAAGUAUUGGCCAUGGCUUCGACGAGUGACGGUAAAAGCGUGAUGCGUGACGCCGUAACCACCGCCUUGCCGGCAUACAUGGAGGAGAGCAUCUAUCACGUCACCAAACUAUUUCUGCAUGACUAUUACAAAACCUACGGAGCUGGAACGGACUCGGUUGAGGAAGUCGUGAAAAAGAGGUUGCGCGACAGGGCUCAGUUCAAGAACAGCAAGACUCUCAGUCCGUUUGUGGUCGAAGAUCCGAAUUAUAAUUACCUGUCGGCGAGAUUUCCCCCCGAUUCGGAAGCACUUGCGAAAAGGGCUGUGAGCCUGGUCAGAGAAGUCACUCAGUCUGUCUAG